UCAGCAUCAUAGUAACAUGCAAGCCACCACAGUAUGACAGCAUGACAGAUGUGUGGGGAAACAGACAUAUAGUUAAUACUAAUAAAGAGAACAUCCAUUUGUUUCUCCAGAUUUAGAGUUAAAACAGUAUAACCAAGUGUUUAUAUUCUGCUAUGGGGUAAAAUCUUACUUUUUCAAAUCUUACCCAUCUUUUAAGUGUCAAUUCAAGUCCUGACUCCUCUGACGUUUUAUGCAUGUAUAGUAACUCACAGUAAUCUUUCCUACUCUGAUUUCCUGUGAUGGUCUACAUACUUCAGUUUGGCCAUCAGCCUAGAGAAUUAUUUUGAUAUUUAAUCGCUUUGUGUAGUUAUAACUUAUCCAACCAGUGGGAUGGUAAAAUGCCAGUUGAUUGUAGCAGUGUCUUCUCUAUUUUUGUGUCGAAAAACUGUCAUUUUUUUAAAGGACAGUUUUGAAGCAAAAUAUCGCCAAUAAUAGUUUUACUUAUUUCUGAAAUGCAAUUUAAGAAUAAUUCAUGUUUAGUUUUUCUAAAGAACAUUUUCACUUAAAUACAAGAUUAUUAUUUUUCUGUAUUUUUAUUAUUCAUUUCAUUCUCAGUACGCAUUUAAGAAGACAAAUGCAUUUCGUUCGAAUAGAAUGCUCCAAGGAAGAGUUUCAGAAAAGAAAGAAUAUUAAUUAUUUCUUUAGCUUAUUUAUGAAAAGUCGUUUUGGAAAGUACAUCCAUUUUAUUCUUUUACAGGACUUUUGGGUGGAUUUUUACAUUUGCUGUGUUAAAGUCAUUCUCAGUCUUGAGAAAAUUUGUAAAGGUUUAUUUGAUAAAGUAUCAGCAUUUUAAUAGCUCUAAUUGUCUAAGCAUUCCUAAUUAUAUGUUGAGCUUUCUAAUUCUUACCACAGCUGCUCUUUCUGGCAACGUUUAAACGUCAGUCUCCAAUCAGUUACGUUAAUCUCUAAUCAUACAGUAUAAUUAAAUUCAUCUGACCUGGUUACUGGGCACAUUUCGGAAAUCAGACUGAUUCUUAUCUUGACAUCAUUAAGACUAUUUCCAUAUGAAAACUGAUCUUUUGGAAUCAUUUUACAGCCUUUCCUUUAUCUGCCAGUUAACAUUUCACCAAAACAUUUCUUUUGAAAAGUAACCUAACUGACUUUAUUAAUUAAAAAAGAAACUGAAAUGAUUAUAAAAUACAUAUAAGACAAAAUGCCUAAGAAACUAAUGACAUUCCUUUUUAUUUGUAGAGAUACUUCCUAGUUGGAAGCAAUCAUGCAGAAACGAAAUACCGUGUCUUGAAAAUUGAUAGAACAGAACCAAAAGAUUUGGUCAUAAUUGAUGAUAGGCAUGUAUAUACUCAGCAAGAGGUGAGAGAACUUCUUGGCCGCUUGGAUCUAGGAAAUAGAACAAAGAUGGGACAGAAAGGAUCCUCGGGGUUAUUUCGAGCUGUUUCAGCUUUUGGUGUUGUAGCAGCACAAGAUGACUAAGACAACAACUGAAAAUUUUUAUGGCUAUAAAUCAUGGAGAGAAAUCAUAAAGUUUCGUCAGAUUUUUAGAAGGCUAUUAUAUUGUGUUAAUAACUAAAAGGAGGAAGAUGGCAGAUAUUGGAGGUCAUGCAAUAUAUAAGAUUGAAGAUACAAAUAUGAUCUAUAUACCCAAUGAUUCUGUACGAGUUACUCAUCCUGAUGAAGCUAGGUAUCUACGAAUAUUCCAAAAUGUGGACCUAUCUAGCAAUUUUUACUUUAGUUACAGCUAUGAUUUGUCCCACUCUCUUCAGUAUAAUCUCACUGUCUUGCGAAUGCCCCUGGAGAUGUUAAAGUCAGAAACAACCCAGGCUCCCCAGGCUCGCCAGGAGAGCUUUGACAUCUUUGAAGAUGAAGGAUUAAUUACACAGGGUGGAAGCGGUGUAUUUGGGAUCUGUAGUGAGCCUUACAUGAAGUAUGUGUGGAACGGUGAACUUCUGGAAAUAAUUAAAAAUACUGUGCAUCGUGACUGGCUGUUGUAUAUUAUUCAUGGGUUCUGUGGACAGUCAAAGCUGUUGAUCUAUGGACGACCAGUGUAUGUCACCCUAAUAGCUAGAAGAUCCAGUAAGUUUGCUGGGACCCGUUUUCUAAAGAGAGGUGCAAACUGUGAGGGUGAUGUUGCAAAUGAAGUGGAGACUGAGCAAAUACUCUGCGAUGCUUCUGUGAUGUCUUUUACUGCAGGAAGUUAUUCUUCUUAUGUACAAGUUAGAGGAUCAGUUCCUUUAUACUGGUCUCAGGACAUUUCAACCAUGAUGCCUAAACCUCCUAUUACUUUGGAUCAGGCAGAUCCAUUUGCACAUGUGGCUGCCCUUCACUUUGACCAGAUGCUUCAGAGGUUUGGCUCCCCCAUCAUCAUCUUGAAUUUAGUGAAGGAACGAGAGAAAAGAAAGCAUGAAAGAAUUCUGAGUGAAGAACUUGUGGCUGCUGUGACCUACCUCAAUCAGUUUUUGCCUCCUGAGCACACUAUUGUUUAUAUUCCUUGGGAUAUGGCCAAGUACACCAAAAGCAAGCUGUGUAAUGUUCUUGAUCGGCUGAAUGUGAUUGCAGAAAGUGUGGUGAAGAAAACAGGUUUCUUUGUAAACCGCCCUGAUUCUUACUGUAGUAUUUUGCGGCCAGAUGAAAAGUGGAAUGAACUAGGAGGAUGUGUGAUUCCCACUGGUCGCCGACAGACUGGUGUUCUUCGAACCAACUGUGUGGACUGUUUGGAUCGCACCAACACAGCACAGUUUAUGGUGGGAAAAUGUGCUUUAGCUUAUCAGCUGUAUUCCUUGGGAUUGAUUGACAAACCUAAUCUACAGUUCGAUACAGAUGCAGUUAGGUUAUUCGAGGAGCUCUACGAGGACCACGGGGAUACCUUGUCCCUUCAGUAUGGUGGUUCUCAACUUGUUCAUCGGGUGAAAACCUAUAGAAAGAUAGCUCCUUGGACCCAGCACUCUAAGGACAUCAUGCAGACCCUGUCUAGAUAUUACAGCAAUGCUUUUUCAGAUGCUGAUAGACAAGAUUCUAUUAAUCUCUUCCUGGGAGUUUUCCAUCCCACAGAAGGAAAACCUCACCUCUGGGAACUCCCAACAGAUUUUUAUUUGCAUCACAAAAAUACUAUGGGACUUUUACCAACAAGAAGAAGUUACACUUACUGGUGGACACCAGAGGUAAUAAAACAUUUACCAUUGCCCUAUGAUGAAGUUAUCUGUGCUGCGAACUUAAAGAAGUUGAUAGUGAAGAAAUUUCACAAACAUGAAGAAGAGAUUGAUAUCCACAAUGAGUUCUUUCGGCCCUAUGAAUUGAGUAGUUUUGAUGAUACCUUUUGCUUGGCUAUGACAAGUUCAGCACGUGACUUUAUGCCUAAGACCGUUGGCAUUGAUCCGAGUCCAUUUACUGUGCGUAAACCAGAUGAGACUGGAAAAUCAGUAUUGGGAAACAAAAGCAAUAGAGAAGAAGCUGUAUUACAGCGGAAAACAGCAGCCAGUGCCCCACCACCUCCCAGCGAGGAGGCUGUGUCCAGCAGCUCUGAGGAUGACUCUGGGACUGACCGGGAAGAUGAGGGCUCAGUGUCUCAGCGCUCCACUCCAGUGAAGAUGACCGACACGGGAGACAGUGCCAAAGUGAUGGAGAAUGUAGUCCAGCCCAUGAAAGAGGUUUAUGGAAUUAACCUCUCAGAUGGCCUCUCAGAAGAUGACCUCUCCAUUUAUUCAAGAUUUGUUCAGCUGGGGCAGAGUCAACAUAAACAAGACAAGAGCAGCCAGCAGCAUUGUUCCAAGUGCUCAGAGGGAGUUAUAAAAUUAACGCCCAUCUCGGCUUUCUCUCAAGACAACAUCUAUGAAGUGCAGCCUCCUAGAGUAGACAGAAAAUCCACAGAGAUCUUCCAGGCCCACAUCCAGGCCAGUAAAGGUAUCAUGCAGCCCCUCGGGAAAGAAGACACCUCUACGUACCGAGAGUACAUCAGAAACCGAUACCUGUGAAGAGAGAGCAGGUCCACAUAGCGCACCUCAGGGGGCCAAGCAAGCCACGUCUGCUUCUGUUAUCAUCUGUUUUGUCUCAUGUUAAAAAGGCAAUUUCCCAGCAGUCCUUUCCGUCCGAAGGUCAUUCCUCUUUUUGCAACUGGUGAAAUACAAAUUAUAGGUAACCAAGAAAUGACUGAAUACUUUGCUGUUAUUAACUGCUUUAUUUUAGAAACGCUUUGUUUAGAAAUGUGAUCAAUGUAGUUUCAUACCAUCAUAUUAAGAAAUUAACUUUAAAAAAUGGAUACAGAAACACUCGGUUGUUUUUGUGCCGUUGAGUCAAUUCUGACUCAUAGUGACCCUAUAGGACAGAGUAGAACUGCCCCAUAGAUUUCCCAGGCUGUAAUCUUUACGGGAGCAGAUCACCAGGUCU
Molecule: messenger RNA, 4377 nt
Organism: Trichechus manatus latirostris (Florida manatee)
Lineage: Eukaryota; Metazoa; Chordata; Mammalia; Sirenia; Trichechidae
Gene: FIG4
Product: FIG4 phosphoinositide 5-phosphatase
Exons: 23
Coding region: 1578-3965 (795 amino acids)
Biological process (GO): phosphatidylinositol dephosphorylation
Cellular component (GO): intracellular membrane-bounded organelle
Molecular function (GO): phosphatidylinositol-3,5-bisphosphate 5-phosphatase activity
Source: RefSeq, a predicted model, not a curated record